CGUCAGCGGAAGUAGCUCUGUACCCGGAAGUGGCUACUGAGCUCUGGGGGAAUGAGCCGCUGAAACGGUGCUGCUUUGACAGCUGUGGCCGGGCAGGAUGGGAAGGCAGAGGAAGAGGGUGGUAACAGGUGAAGCACCUCCACCGCCCAGGAAAGAUGACAAGCCUUCUGCAUUUCAUCGCAAGGAGAAGAAAAAGAAAGUUGAUAUUGGGAAAGUCUUCAUCAACAUCUCCAUUGGCCUUUGCAUAUUCAGCCUCAUCUGGUUUUUCUAUGCCUUAUACAUGCGGUCAAGCCUAGCCAAAAGGGUGGUGACUUUACACCCCGCGGCCCCUGUCCUGGAUGCCAAUAGCAGCAGUGCCAAGGUUUCACCAGAGCGGUUCUGGGGCUCCUACAGGCCCCAGGUGUACUUCGGAAUGAAAACCCGGAGUCCCAGGUCGGUAGUAACUGGCAUGAUGUGGAUGCGACAGUUCACUGACUUUGACAUAAACCUGAGGCACACGUGUGAACAGGGAGAUCGCUUACAGAGCUAUGGCUGGCUGAUGCACGAUGGGACCAACUUCGGAGUCCAGGAAAUCCGAGAUAAUGAUUUUACGCUGACCACAGAGUUUGUCAAGAGGAUGGGAGGGGGCCACGGCGGAGACUGGACCUGGAGGAUCACAGCCAAACAGCAUAGCUCCUCUCCCCACGCCCCCGUCCUCUCUCUGAUGUUCUAUGCUGCAGCAGACACACAAGGAUCCCUGGAAGCUCAUGUGGAGGAGAAAACACGCCUGGCGUCGAUCACUGGCUCCUCAGAGGAGCUUGGAAACUUCAAGAUCACCUUCCGAAAGCCUGUUACUGGGGAACAGUCCAGUGCUAAAUAUGCCAGCUACAACUAUCUCAAGACUCUCACCCCAGGUUUGGAGAAAUUGACUGACAUUGUGAAGCACAGUCUGAAUCGCAGGUUUGUCUACAGCCCCUCAUCUGGAGAGAAAAGACAUUACAUCGGUGUUGAUGUCUACAGACCCCCACAUCACCCCAACCAGCAGAAACCACAUGACCCCAGAAAGGAGAGCGAUUUUGUGGUUCACCAAGUUACUGUCCAGACACCCUUCCAGGUUGAAGUUUUGUUUGAAUCCGGCAGCUUUUCCAACCGCCCUAACCAGCUUGUUGGUCCAAUUCUAACACAAGAGUUGGACAGACGAAAGGCAGAGUUUAAUGCAAAGUUUGAAAAUACUUUUCGGCUUGAAAGCAAAGGGUUUAAUCAAGCAAAUAUUAAAUUCGCCCAAGCUGCGCUCAGCAACAUGUUAGGUGGAAUGGGCUACUUCUACGGGCAGUCAGUGGUGCAAUCUGUCUACAAUGAGUACCCUCUUCUGUACCCUGAAGGUGCCCUCUACACUGCUGUGCCCUCCCGCUCUUUCUUUCCCCGUGGGUUUCUCUGGGACGAGGGAUUCCACCAGCUCCUUCUGAGUAAGUGGGACCCCCAGGUUACACAGGAGGCCAUCGCACACUGGAUUGACCUUAUGAACAUUGAAGGAUGGAUUCCUCGUGAGCAGAUUCUGGGAGAUGAGGCUCGUAGUAAAGUUCCAGGGGAGUUCAUAGUUCAACGCAACGAAAAUGCCAAUCCCCCAACUUUAUUUUUAGCCCUUCAGGGUCUCAUUGGGCAGUUAUCUGCAAAUUCAGAUGAGAAAACGUUCACUUUUCUACAACGUCUUUUUCCCAAAUUAAAGACUUGGUUUGACUGGUACAAUACCACUCAGACAGGCCCCAAACCAAACUCGUAUCGUUGGCGAGGGCGCGACAAAGACACAAAUUUGUUUCUCAAUCCUAAAACUCUCACUUCAGGACUCGACGAUUACCCCCGGGCGUCCCACCCCUCCGUAGAUGAACGCCACGUGGACUUGCACUGUUGGAUGGCCAUGUCUUCAGGAAUCAUGGCCAGUGUAGCUCGCCUUCUGGGUGAGCCUUACGAGGAAUAUGAACUUACUCACAAUAUUCUCAGUGAUAACAACCUACUGGAUGAAUUGCAUUGGUCAGAACAGUUGAGAUCGUACAGUGACUAUGGCAACCACACACAGGCAGUUUCACUACAGCAAGAGAAGGUGUAUGUGCCUCCGGGACAGCCGCGGCAUCAGUUCCCCGUAGCUCGACUUGUGCGUUAUGUCCGUAAAGCUCCUAAGCUGCAGUUUGUCAACGCUUUGGGCUACGUCAGCCUGUUCCCCUUUCUACUCCACAUCCUCCAGCCCGACUCAUCCAAACUGGAGCAGAUCUUUCAAGACAUGAGGGAUCCCAACAAACUCUGGACGCCCUAUGGUCUGCGCUCCUUAUCCAAAUCGGACCCUCUGUACAUGAUGAGAAAUACAGAGCAUGACGCCCCCUACUGGAGAGGGGCCAUAUGGAUUAACGUCAACUAUUUGGCUGUGCGAGCCCUCCAUCAUUACAGCACCACAGAGGGGCCGUACCAAGAGAAGGCAGCUGCUCUCUAUAAAGAACUCAGGACUAACAUUGUUAAUAAUGUUUUUAAACAGUAUGUUGAAACAGGGUAUAUCUGGGAACAGUACAAUGACAGCACUGGCAGAGGGCAAGGAAGCCACCCAUUUACCGGCUGGUCAGCACUCACGGUGUUAAUAAUGGGAGAGCAUUACUGACCACGAUUUCUCUACUGUGGGACAUCAGCAUUCAUUCAUCUACAUUUGUUUGUAACAAAAGAUUCAAGGUUUAAGAACUGAAUAUGGUUUUAUAAAGGUAUAAAAGCACCAUGAAAACUAUCAACACAGCAGCAUAUUGACACAUAAAAGAUACAUUUUCACAAUUUACAGCGGCUUUUUUUUUCUAAAAUAAAAAGAUCAUUUGUAAAAGAACAGCCUGUGUUAGUACUAAAAGAAAAGCCUGUUAGGACUUGACAGAUAAGAGCCUCUGUCUUUUAUUGUGCCAUGUUUGGAGUAUUGCUUUCUUGAUCAUUUUGUGUUUAAUUUAAAACGACCUUUUAGAUCAUGGUCUUUCAGCUGCUACUGCUCACUGCUACUGAAAACUGCAGUAUUUUGUACUUGAGCCUGUGGUCUGCACACAAGAGUGUGGUAUUGUUUUGUUAAAAACAAUAAAUCCUUUAAAUUAAA
Messenger RNA from Periophthalmus magnuspinnatus, 3091 nucleotides. RefSeq names its product mannosyl-oligosaccharide glucosidase (gene mogs). NCBI's taxonomy places the organism in Eukaryota, Metazoa, Chordata, Actinopteri, Gobiiformes, Gobiidae. The record is from RefSeq and is a predicted model, not a curated record. Gene Ontology annotation, molecular function: Glc3Man9GlcNAc2 oligosaccharide glucosidase activity. Gene Ontology annotation, cellular component: endoplasmic reticulum membrane. Gene Ontology annotation, biological process: oligosaccharide metabolic process; protein N-linked glycosylation. The transcript has 5 exons. The coding region runs from base 98 to 2623 and encodes 841 amino acids.